Messenger RNA from Paramecium tetraurelia, 2542 nucleotides. RefSeq lists its product as uncharacterized. Gene Ontology annotation, cellular component: endosome. Gene Ontology annotation, biological process: protein transport to vacuole involved in ubiquitin-dependent protein catabolic process via the multivesicular body sorting pathway. The record is from RefSeq and is a predicted model, not a curated record. NCBI's taxonomy places the organism in Eukaryota, Ciliophora, Oligohymenophorea, Peniculida, Parameciidae. Gene Ontology annotation, molecular function: protein binding. The transcript is spliced from 7 exons.
AUGUUAUUUAACUUACCUCUGAAAUAGACAAGACAAGUCGAUUUACUCAAGCCUGUUGAGUAGGCCAUCCUGAACUGCUAUGGAGAAGCCAAGCUCUUUACAGAAAUUAGGGAUGUAGUCGAGAAGACAUAAAAACUGAGAUAACACUUGGAUUACGAGAAAAUCAACUUAAGCAUCGCCACUGAUCCUCUAACAUCAGAAAAUCUAGAGAACAACCUGAUUGAAUACCUUAAACACUUUUCUUUACUAUUCAAACAUUUAAGAUUCGAACAAGGAGACCAAAGAUCCCCUUAAGUAAUGUUCUAUUGGAGUGACAGCUAUGAUCAUAAAAGAAGCUGCCAAUUAAAUUAGGGCAGAUUAGAAUUGAUAUCCUAAUACUACAAUCUGGCAAUCUCUUACUAUUAUCAAGCCAAUAGCAAGAUGAUAAAGGAUACUGACCCUGAUCGUAAGGCUGCAUACACAAAAUUGAGAAAUGGAUUAUGGGCUUUUGACUAAUUAAAACAACAUAUUCAUGGACUAUCUAAAGAUUCAAUUUCCUAGUUAUAUGAUAUUACAACAUUGAAUCUAGAAUUCUUAGAACAUGCUUACUGCGGACUUUCAUACAAGGCCCUCUAUCAGAAUAUGAUGUCACAAGUAAAAACUUUUGGAUUGAAUAUUGUUUGUGGUACAAUUUUUGAGGCAGCCAAAGAAUUCACCAUAUCCCUCAAGGCCGUUGAAGCAAUGAAUUCCCAAUACUAAAAACAAGUUGGAAAAAACUUUCUUGCAUAAAUCUUGCCUAUGAUUUAAUUUAACUAAAUUUGGGCAACCGUCACUGGAUGUAUUUAGAUGGGCGUAUAUCAUUAUGGAAGAAUACCAGAUGACUCCAGAGGUUAGAAUAUGGGAAAGGCCUUAGGCUUUUUAAUUAGAGCACAAUAGUUGUUAUAACCAGUAGUUAACGACAAGAAUUCCAGUAAAACAUACUCACCAGAUUAACUUGAUCAAUUGAAAUAAUUGAACCAACAAUUGACUCAAUUGUCUACAGAAUAUAAUUACAAGAACUAACAGAUAUAUAAGGAAUAAAUAGUAGCUUAGGAUUUGUUACCAUAUCCUCCUUUAAUGGAAUAAAUUAGAAUCAAACCUCUUGAACCAGUUAAUUUCAAGGAAUCUGUUUAAGGAGCAAACAAAUUUUCAGGCUUUGUUUCAGAAGAAGCUUUAUAAUUGUCUAGAGAGAUUAAGAUGUUUGUAGAAUAAACAAAAUACUCUCUCGAAGAAUCACUAAGGUAGUUAUUUAGUCAAAAAAAUCAAGCCUAUGCAGAGGCCUUUCUAACUUACUUUAUCGAUAUGGCACAAUAAAAACAACUUGUUUCUGGAGGCAUCCCUUAGAGUAUCUAAGAUAAAAUAGCCUAUAUCAGAAGCAGAGGAUGUUUGAGUGGAAUAGAAAAGAUAGUAGAAUAAGGAAAAUAAAAAUCCAUCAUUUGCAACUAAUUGCUAGGAUAAAUUGAGUAGGAAUUACUGAAUGAAUAACAAUAAGAUUAACAGAAUAGAAAUAAAUAUGGUGCUAAAUGGGCAAGAACUCCCUCAAGCUAAUUGAAUUAACAAUAUUUCAACUCUCUUAAGGAUCUCAAGGCUAAAUACUUAUAAGCAUAAGGAAUUGAUUUUAAUGUGAUGAGUGGUUUUGAGAAUUCCAAAGAAGCUAUCAUACUUGCUGCUUAAAAUGACAACUAAAUUAUUGAAAAAUUGCCAAAAGAUAAUAACAAUUCUGAUUUUGUGAAUCAAAAUGCUUAAACUUUUGCGCAAUUAACAUCCUUAGAUCAAAAAGUCAACACUAUUAUCGAUUAAUUAAAGGCUACCAUUUAAGAGUACACUUAAAUCAUACAAGAAACUAAUUUCACUAAGAUUGCCGUUAAUGGAAUUAAUGAUGGAUUACCAAAAGAGUAAGUAUUUACUAUCGCCCUUUAAACUGUGUCAGCCCUUAUUGAAAACUUUAACAAUAAUAUGAAUUCAGUCUCAGAAGUGAUCACUCAAAUUUGUGGGAUCGCCAAACAACUCUCUAACCUAAAGAAGCAAUCAGUUGAAUAAGUCCAAUAAUCCGGAUAGACCAAUAUCUUUGCCAACGCUUAAUCUGCUAUUGAUAAUAUUGAUCAUUCAGUGGUCUUCUACGAGCAAUUAAAAAUGCAUUUGGAAGAUCAAGACAGAAAGGUGAAGGAUUUCUUAAUGGCCAGAAAUAUUGAAUCAGAAUAACUAAUUUAAUAAUUGAAUUAACAAUAAACAUACUAGCAAUCCUAACAAAAUCAAGCAUAAUAUCAGCAACCUCAAUAGCCACAGUAGUAAGCAGGAUAUUAAUAUCCAGUCUAUCCCUAAUAUCCUCAAUAGCCACAAUAGCCUAACCCUCAAUAUCCAUAAUAGCCAAAUCCUAAUUAUCCUUAAGGAUAUCCACCUCAAUAGUAUCCAUAAUAGCAAUAACCCUAUGUCUAAUACCCAUAAUAAAAUUAAGGAGCAUGGGGUUAACAGUACAAAAAAUGAUAUAAUUUACAUAAUUAUAGUUGUUGUAAUAAUUUCUUAA